Messenger RNA from Cannabis sativa, 1149 nucleotides. RefSeq lists its product as uncharacterized. The coding region runs from base 1 to 1149 and encodes 382 amino acids. NCBI's taxonomy places the organism in Eukaryota, Viridiplantae, Streptophyta, Magnoliopsida, Rosales, Cannabaceae. The record is from RefSeq and is a predicted model, not a curated record. The transcript has 4 exons.
AUGACAGUAAUCAAAAAUGAGAAGAACGAAUUGAUCCCCACAAGAACAGUUACUGGCUGGAGGAUUUGUAUUUAUUACAGAAAACUCAACAAAGCAACCCGAAAAGACCACUUUCCCUUACCCUUCAUUGAUCAGAUGCUAGACUGGUUGACGGGGCAAGAAUAUUACUAUUUCUUAUAUGGCGAAUUUGGGUAUCAUCAAAUAGCCAUAGCACCUGAAGAUCUUUGGUUCCUCAUUCGAUCGUUGCCUAGAGAAUUUGGAAAAGGUGUUAAUCAGAUGCGAAAAGUCAAACUUAGUCCUAAACUGGGAGAAGUGUCACUUUAUGGUAACAGAAGGGAUAGUUUUGGGACACAAGAUCUCAAAAGCAGUUUCUGCCGAAGAUUUAUUACGGACUUCUCAAAGAUCUCUAAACCGUUGUCCAAUCUACUUGUUAAUGGCGUUCUUUUUGAGUUUGGAGAAGAAUGUUUGAAGGCAUUCCAAGUUCUUAAGGAGAAAUUAAUUUCAGCACUAAUAGUCACUUCACCAAAUUGGGAGUUGCCCUUCGAGUUGAUGUGUGAUGCAAGUGACUACGCAAUCGGAGCGGUCUUGGGUCAAAGGGUUGAUAGGGUGUUUCAUACAAUCUACUAUGCUAGCAGAACCCUGAAUGAUGCUCAACUCAAUUAUGUCACGAUGGAGAAAGAGAUGCUGGCAAUUGUGUUUGCUUGUGAUAAGUUCCGCCCCUAUCUAAUUGGAAAUAAGGUGAAAGUCCACACAGACCAUUCAACAAUUAAAUACCUUAUGACCAAGAAGGAUGCAAAGCCAAGAUUGAUUUGGUGGGUACUUCUACUCCAGGAGUUAGACAUAGAGAUAAAGGAUAAGAAGGGAGCUGAAAAUCUUGUAGCAGAUCCUCUGUCAAGACUAGAAUUAGAAGAGAGCCAGAAUACAAAAGAGGAAGAGCCAAUUCUCUACAAGCAUUGUGCUGAUCAAAUAAUUAGAAGAUGUGUGCCUGAAGAGGAGAUGUACUCUAUUCUCAAUCACUGCCAUGCUUUACCAUGUGGGGGACAUUUCACUAGCACAAGAACUACUACUAAGGUGUUACAAAGCGGAUUCUUUUGGCCUACGCUUUUCAAGGAUGCUAGUAGUUUUGUAAAGGCAUGUGAUCGUUGUUAG